Molecule: messenger RNA, 2388 nt
Organism: Rhododendron vialii
Lineage: Eukaryota; Viridiplantae; Streptophyta; Magnoliopsida; Ericales; Ericaceae
Exons: 5
Coding region: 365-1342 (325 amino acids)
Biological process (GO): transmembrane transport
Source: RefSeq, a predicted model, not a curated record
CUACCAGUACUAGUAUAGGAUACCGACCAUUUUUCCCGUCAAAAUAAUGCAGCUAUGAACCAACAGGGCACAACAGCUUUUACCAGAACACCUCACACCCAAGAGACCUCAAAAACUAUUGCACUUUACGUGUCAACAGUAACUAUUUACCUGGCAAUAGAGGAUCCUUCCCAUCCAAAUCCUGCGCUUCGAAUGAAAUCGUUUUCAACACAAGUCACUGUUCCGCGUGCUAUGGUUUCUUCCGUCAACAAAUCGAUCUCUUGAAACAGUUUUCCAGAUUUCCAAUUUUUUAGGGUUCCUGGUAAGAAGAUUAUUAGUGAAAUCUGACUUCUCGGAAACUCGUGAUUCGUACCGAACGCGUCAAAUGGACACUGCUCCUUCUCAGACCCAAUCGUUCGGUCAAACGGAGAUCAAUUGGGAUAAGCUUGAUAAAACUAAGUUUUAUGUCGUAGGAGCUGGAAUAUUUACUGGGGUUACAGUAGCUCUAUACCCUGUUUCUCUUGUGAAGACCAGGCUGCAGGUUGCCUCAAAGGAUGCUGUUGAAAGGAAUGCAUUUUCCUUGAUAAGAGGCAUAUUGCGGACUGAUGGUAUUACUGGGUUAUACAGAGGUUUUGGCACAGUUAUUACUGGUGCAAUUCCUGCCAGGAUUAUAUUUCUUACUGCUUUAGAGACAACAAAAGUAGCUGCUUUUAGGUUGGUUGAACCAUUCAAAUUAUCAGAACCUACACAGGCAGCUCUAGCUAAUGGAAUUGCCGGCAUGGCAGCGUCACUUUGUUCUCAAGCUGUGUUUGUUCCAGUUGAUGUGGUUAGCCAAAGAUUGAUGGUGCAAGGAUACUCAGGCCAUGCAACCUAUAACGGGGGCCUUGAUGUUGUUCGCAAGGUUUUGAAGGCGGAUGGCGUUCGGGGACUUUAUAGGGGGUUUGGUCUAUCGGUGAUGACUUAUUCCCCGUCUAGUGCUGUAUGGUGGGCAAGUUAUGGUUCAAGCCAGCGUUUAAUCUGGAGUUUCUUAGGUCAUGAUAGUGUACAUGAUAAACCUGCUCCUAACACGUGGACAAUAGUGGGUGUUCAAGCUGCGGGAGGGAUUUUUGCAGGUGCCACGGCAUCCUGUAUCACCACGCCACUGGAUACUAUCAAGACUCGCUUACAGGUCAUGGGACACGAAAAGAGACAUACUGUUAGACAAGUUGUUAAAGGAUUGGUUGUGGAUGAUGGCUGGAAAGGUUUAUACAGAGGACUCGGUCCAAGGUUUUUCAGCAUGUCAGCAUGGGGAACUUCAAUGAUACUUGCCUAUGAAUAUUUAAGUAAGGAUUCUUCAUACACAUUGUUUACUUAUAUAAUCUAAUGUUACUGUAUUGGUUGAUGUUACUAAAUAUUUGGUGGCUAUGAACGUUCUUUUUGGUUGUUUGUUGUUUGUGCAUCGGUUUCUUCCUUGUGUCAAUAGCAAAAUGUGCAUCUUUCUGGCUAUUAAAAAUCACGUAUUAGUGCAAGAGAGAAACAUCUCUUGAUUGGAAUGAUUGAUGUAGACUUUUACUUUUUCAAAAAAAAAAAAAUUGAUGUAGACUUUUAUAUCUGGCAUUGUUAUUAUGGUUUGCGAUGCAUUCUGAACUUAUUGAUUGUUGCUCUAAAGGUUGCAGUUGCUACAAGGUUUUUGGGAUUUUUGGAUGCCACUCCAUGCUUGUUUUGCAAGAGCCUCAUGUUUAAAGUUCAUUUGUAGCUCUAGUUGUUAUGCAACACUAAAAACUGCCACCUAUCUAAUUGACAUCCCAUGGAAGUUUUAUAUUCCUUUUUAACAAUUCUAUAAAGUAAAUAUGUGGACUCGGCAUACAUAUAUCAUGUAUAUGAAAUAUCCUUUUGGUGAUUGUGUGAGUUAAUGUAGUUAACACUUGAUUGUUGGAGGGGGUUGUUUGUCAAAUGAGUAAUGUGGUACCCAACGCCCCCCUUAUCCCCAAACCAUCGCACUUUCAAAUCAUUGGAUGAAGAUCACUUUGAAUCCCAAACCUCUACUCUAGUAUGACUCCCAAAGAUUUAUCAGUUUCGCUUAGUUGACACCUACAAGAAAAUGUUUGCAUGUUAUGUUGGGUGAAACUGGCGAUCAUUUGGUUUGAGGUCAACACAUCACAUGGUGACUAACUCAUUGGAAUACUUGUUAUGAAUUUGGUGGUUUUGCUGUCUCAGAACAAUUUGUAGUUUGUCUGUUCCUAUGGGUAUUUAGGUUUUCUUUUAAUAAGAUGCUAUCCAGCUGGUGAACAAUUACUUAUUAACAUAGUUUUGGUUUUCAUUCUGUUGCUGGUGAACCUUCUUGACUAAAGACGACUAAUCUUAGUCAUAUGAAUUCCCAUAGGUAUCAGAUUGAAUAUCUGUGCUUCAUCAUGCUUUUUCAUGUUUAUU